Blepharisma stoltei is the source of this 723-nucleotide messenger RNA. The record is from the annotation of a GenBank genome assembly. NCBI's taxonomy places the organism in Eukaryota, Ciliophora, Heterotrichea, Heterotrichida, Blepharismidae.
AUGGAAUAUUUUACAAAUCGGCAUGGACUGCAACUGGCUUACUAUAUGUCAAUAAAAUACCCAGAAGUCAAAAAAAUCUAUCUCAUCUGCCCAAUGUGGCCUUCCGAGCUUUUUUUCUUAUCUGAAUUUAUUUUUGAGCAUCUUGAUGCAAAUACUUUCAAAAUAGAUAUUACUGGGAGCGGAAAUAGCCAAGGAGAGCAUUCAUAUGCUGGAUUUAUAAGGGAUUCAGCAGAUAUAGAUGACGCUGUUAAAUUUCUAACUUCCAGAGAUUAUAAAGUUGAAGGAAUUAUUGGGCAGUACAAGCCAGCUAUUAGUUCGAUUAUUUACUCGGCUUUAUAUGGAGAUGUAAAAACAAUUAUUUCAAUAUCGCCACGAUACAAUAUGAUGGAUCUUCCAGUAUUUUUGCAGGAUGUUAAUGAAUUAUUGAUGGAAAACAGUAAAGCGAUUCAUCGUGGUUUAGGGAGAGAGUGAAUAUGCUCGAGAGAAGAAAUGGAUGAAUUUAGGAACCUCGAUAUGAAAUAUUACUGUGAAAGAGUUAAAGGAGACAUUUACAUUAUUCACGGAGAUGCUGAUACGUUCUGUUCUCCUUCUGAUGCACAGGAGUACUUAAAGGAAUUAAAAGAAAAAUGCAAAGGGAUUUAUACACUGAAUAGCGAUCAAUUUUUUAUUGGAGUUUUUGAUGAAAUCGUCGAGAUAAUUGAAAAAAUUAUUUCUAAUAAUUAA